AUGGAGAAGACAAAUAUCCAGUUGGUGGAAGUCAACCAGAACACCUUGACUCGAUGGUAUGCACUAAUUAUAUAUGUAACAAAUACAGUAUCUAACAAAGGUCAUUAACUCAAAGUGCUCAUUUCUCUAUACAAGGUACAACAAACGUUCAAAGGAACAAGAGACAGCCGUUCUUGAACAGGGCUUGCCUCCAAUGGACGAUACUCCAUCUGAAGAACCGCUACCCCCACCAGUUCCGUUAACCCCAUCCCUGCUUCCUGCCCCAAUUAACCAUACCCCGCACCAGUUCACCUUCCCUGGCAAUACUGCAGGAGAAUCAGCAGUUCGACCGCAGCGGCCAACCAUACCACCUCAACCUGCUUUCCAACCUGCAAUGAUGCCACCCUUAUCACAACCAUCACCCUUCCUCUUCAUUCUACCUUCCAAACCACAUCCAUCAACUUCCUCAUCCUCCCCUUCCGUUAAAGUGCCAUACAGCACGCAGUCAUAUAGGAAAAAGAAACUGAACGAGGAACAAACUGCAGCUGUCCCCACCAAGAGGUACAAAGAGAGAUUGGGACCCGCCGUCUGUUCCAAAUGUGGAAAGCACAGAACAGAUGCCCACAAACAAUAUUUUGGGAAUUGGUACUGCCCUGAAAUGCCCCAGUCUUACGAGACUUGGAGGCAACGUUUUGGGGACAAGUACAAAAAAAAGAAAAGUUAA
Molecule: messenger RNA, 703 nt
Organism: Paramuricea clavata
Lineage: Eukaryota; Metazoa; Cnidaria; Anthozoa; Malacalcyonacea; Plexauridae
Source: the annotation of a GenBank genome assembly